Messenger RNA from Microbotryum saponariae, 977 nucleotides. NCBI's taxonomy places the organism in Eukaryota, Fungi, Basidiomycota, Microbotryomycetes, Microbotryales, Microbotryaceae. The record is from the annotation of a GenBank genome assembly.
AUGAGCGCAUCGAUGACGACCACGACGGCGGCCGCUCAGCAGGACGACGAUGACGCCGCUGUAGGCAUCGCACCGGCCACAACAGGGCCUGUCGUCGAUAUGGAGGUAUUCAGGCAGUUGUUGGAGAUCGUGAGUAUCGGUGUAUCUGAUGUGGCCCCGGUGCUGUGACGUGUUCGAGAGGGCUGGUAGAUGGGGAGAACACCGAGGAGGCAAGCAAAAAAUGACGUAACCCGCGGCGUACAACUAGGGCGACAACUAGGGCGACGACUAGGGCGAUGAGCGACCGUAGUCAAAACCUAUCUCGAAGCUGCCAAGUCGAAUGCUGGCUACAAGUGAAGCCAUCGUGUCCGGCGUGCUAUCACGGACGCGGGUGCCGCGCAUCCAUUACCGGCGCAAGGGGCCUCCUCCUGUACACCGUGGCUGCUCGGCCGAAUGCAGUGCUGACAUUGUUGCUUCCGUCACUUGGGCCUUUGUUUGGCUCUACAUCGGUCAAACUCACUAUCGCACGUUCUACUCUGGGCAAAUCGCAGGACGACGACGAGGAGCAUGACUUUAGCAAAACGCUCGCGAUAGACUACAUUGGACAGGCCGAGACCACCUUUACCGAGAUCGAGGAAGCACUGUACGUUCAAACUGCCCGUUUCUAGUUGACCUACCUGUUGCUGAGUCGACGCUCUACUUCCGACGCUUCGGUGCUGAUUUUCUCGUGCUUCGCCCAACGCAGGGACGCCAAGGACCUCGACGCGUUGUCGCGCAAAGGGCAUUUCCUCAAAGGCUCGUCCGCCGCAUUGGGACUGCACCAUGUCCAACACUCGUGCGAGUUGAUGCAGCACUACGGCAAGUGCAAGGACGGCUCGGGCGAAGGCGCGGACCUGACCGAAGAGGUCGCCCUGCGGAAGUGCCGCGCUCUGUUGAAGCGGCUGCGCAUCGAACAGGACGAGGCCAAGGCAUGGCUGGAGAACUUUUACAAGGUCUAG